This is a messenger RNA of Psammomys obesus (fat sand rat), 187 nucleotides long. RefSeq names its product parafibromin-like. The record is from RefSeq and is a predicted model, not a curated record. NCBI's taxonomy places the organism in Eukaryota, Metazoa, Chordata, Mammalia, Rodentia, Muridae. Gene Ontology annotation, molecular function: RNA polymerase II complex binding. Gene Ontology annotation, biological process: transcription elongation by RNA polymerase II; positive regulation of transcription elongation by RNA polymerase II. Gene Ontology annotation, cellular component: Cdc73/Paf1 complex.
UUUCUCAAGCAAGACCUCCUCCAAAUCAGAAGAAAGGGUCACGAACACCCAUUAUUAUUAUUCCUGCAGCUACCACUUCUCUAAUAACUAUGCUUAAUGCAAAAGACCUUCUACAAGACCUGAAGCACCUGGAAUUCCGAUGUUUGAGAUGUUUUUUGGUGCUGAUAUCUGGUCUUGUCUUUGUUGG